AUGUUUGGCACGCAGACUCGUUGCAUUUGUGUGGGUUUAGUGCUGUAUAGAAGUAACCAGUUUUUUUUGUUUAUUUUAAAACGUGCUAUUAUUUAGUAUCAGCUGCUCUAACAAAAGGUUUUGUUGUUCAGAAGCGAAGUAUGGCAGGUAAAGGCAGAGGUGUAGCAGCUUUUACAUUCAACUUAGAGGCAUUGGGUAUCACCAGAGGAUCCAUGCCUGAGACUCAGCGUGGUCCACAACCUUUGUUUCCUCAGAUGGAGUUUAAACCUGUGCCUCUAAAGGCUGGUGAGGAUGAAGACUACAUGUUAGCUUUGAAACAAGAGAUUAGGGGCAGAAUGAAAGGUCUACCUUUCAAUAUAAAGCCCUGCGCAGGCAGGAGUGAUGUGGAACGGUAUAAAGAAAAAUAUGUAAAGGAAUGCCAGAAAAUUGAGGAUGAAGAAUGGACACCAGACUGGAACCGUCUUCCGAAUGAGUUAAUGCCCCAGAAGAAGAAAAUAAGAAAGAAAACUGAUCCUAAAAAACCCAGCAAGCGUUCGAACAAAGAUCAGGAGGCUUUGCUGUCUAAACUAGAUGAGCUUGAGAAGAAGGGUGAUAAAUCGGAUGAUGAAAAGGAAGGGAAAAAAGGUGAAGAUGAUGAGGAAGAAGUUGAAGGGGAAGAAUAUGAUGAAGAGCUUGAAGAGGAGAAUGACUACAUAGAGAACCACUUUGAAGAUGGUGACGAUUAUGGAGCAGGCAGCGAUGACAAUAUGGAUGAAGCCACGUAUUAAUUUGGCUUACAGAGGAUUUUGGCAUUCAGAAGUGUAAAUAUGAUUGGUGAAAAACAUCCUAUAUAUGUGAGCUUCAUUAAUUAAACACAUUAAAAGUGCAAAAAGA
Messenger RNA from Silurus meridionalis, 873 nucleotides. It is a transcript of the gene polr3g, whose product is annotated as polymerase (RNA) III (DNA directed) polypeptide G. The transcript is spliced from 7 exons. Bases 141 to 767 code for a protein of 208 amino acids. Gene Ontology annotation, biological process: transcription by RNA polymerase III. The record is from RefSeq and is a predicted model, not a curated record. NCBI's taxonomy places the organism in Eukaryota, Metazoa, Chordata, Actinopteri, Siluriformes, Siluridae. Gene Ontology annotation, cellular component: RNA polymerase III complex.